This is a messenger RNA of Sceloporus undulatus (fence lizard), 5553 nucleotides long. It is a transcript of the gene RNF4, whose product is annotated as ring finger protein 4. The record is from RefSeq and is a predicted model, not a curated record. Gene Ontology annotation, molecular function: transcription factor binding; zinc ion binding. Gene Ontology annotation, biological process: positive regulation of transcription by RNA polymerase II. The transcript has 2 exons. Bases 1130 to 1972 code for a protein of 280 amino acids. Lineage: Eukaryota; Metazoa; Chordata; Lepidosauria; Squamata; Phrynosomatidae.
GUUUCAGCUUGCGAAUCACAGUCUUUCCGCUAGGGUUUGGUUACAGGACCCCCGUAGAUGCUCAAAUCCCAUUAAAACCAUUAGCGUUAUAUAAUACGGUGAAAUCAAGGUUUUGCUUAUUGACAUUUCUAUACCAUUGGCCCAUGCUAAGCACUGGGGUUUGGUUCCAGGACACCCCCCCAUGGAUAACAAAAUCUGUGGAUGCUCAAUGCCCUUUAAAUUCAGUGGAGCAAUCAGAUAGUGUCCCUUAUAUAAAAAGGGCAAAACCCAGGUUUGCUUAUUGGAAUUCAAAUAUUUUCAAGCUGUGGACAAAAAAUCCAUGACCGACUGUAUUCUGGGAAUAUUUUCAGUCCAUGGGUGGUUGAAUCUGUGGAUAAAAAAAAAUCUGUGGAUACAGAGGGCAGACUAUGUGAUGCCAGCCCUUUCUCUUGAUAUGAUUGGCAGAAGAAAUUAAAAAAAUGUUCCUUUCACAAGGGUUUUCUGUAACAGAUAAAAUAAGAACGCUCUUGGAAGGCAAAGAUACUGGCUUUUAGGCAUGGCAGUUUCAGAAUUUUAGUUGUGUUCAUAGGCUUUUUUCCGGUUGCUGAACUGGAGGUUCUAGCGUCGCAUGGCCUUAAUCUAGUAUUGAUCAAGCAUGUGCCGUAGACAGGGAUGCCCUAGAGGACUGAAGAAAUUGUAAAGGCUUGUCCAGCCUUAGGGUGUUAAUGCUUGGGGAGCAGCCAUUAGCAGAUCCCUUUCUUUUCUAAUUGCUGGUUGUAAUUUGGGAGAUUUUCCUAUGGGGUGGGUCAUCUACUGGGAUGUUGGUCUUCAGCACCUUAUGAUUCUAGAUCCUAUCUCUGUAUAUUCCAUGAGUUCUUUGAACAAAGGGGUUGCUAAGGAGCUUUGUAUUUGUCAGAAUCCCUAUCACCCUUCUCUGAUCAGAAGCCCUCAUUCAGAAGGUAAUAUGAGCAGCUUCCCUCUAGUCUAGAUAGGGAUUCUGCUAUGUAGAUGUCAUUACCAAGUUAUGCCAUACUUCUGUAACUAGAGAUACGUUUCUUUUGAUUUUAGCCAAAGGAUUUGGGUCUGAUUGAGCCAUCCAAUAUUCAGAAGACUUCUAAUUUGAGUUUGGAGUUUCCUGCCUCUACAUACCAUGAGCCCAACUGAUUCCAAGCGUUGUGGUGCCAAGCGCAGGAAGAACAAGAAGACUACUGGUCUUGUUUCAUCAAAUCUAGUUGAUGAUUUGGAGGUGAAAUCUGUGGCCAGUCUUUCAACCAUCGCCUCUUCCACCCCAUCCCCAUCAACUUCUGUGGGUUUCUUACAGACAUCUGCCACUGCUUCUUAUCCUAGCACUGAAAAUGGUCUAUUAACAACUGACACAGCCACACCAUCCAUUUCCAGUGAAAGGAUGGGAAAGAGUGAAAUUCCCAAAAAACGCUGUGGAGGAACAAUUAAUUCUAGACAAACCCGCAAGCAAAGUAGAAUAACCACUUUAGUGGCUGACAGUGCUUCACAGGUAGAACCAAUUGAUCUUGAAGAAAAUCCUUGUGAAGAAGUAGUAGAUCUCACUUGUGAGUCUUCAGACCCAGUUGUAGUUGAUCUGACACACAAUGAUUCCAUUGUUAUAGUUGAAGAAAAUGCUUGUCAACAGCGAAACCAACAAUCAAGAAGCCAUCAGCUCCCUGACAGCUGUGUAUUAAGCAGUGAUGAUGAUGAACCAAGAGAUAAUGAUGUAGUUUUGACUAAUACAUUGCCCAGGGAAUUGGAAUUACCGGAAGAUGGAAUUUCAAAUACACGACGUUCAGGUACUGUGAGUUGCCCAAUUUGUAUGGAUGGAUACUCGGAAAUUGUGCAGAGUGGACGGCUCAUUGUAUCAACAAAGUGCGGUCAUGUUUUUUGUAGUCAGUGCCUCCGGGAUUCUCUAAAAAAUGUUAAUUCUUGCCCAACUUGUAGGAAGAAAUUGGGUUACAAACAGUAUCAUCCAAUUUAUAUAUGAAGCUUUAGAUUCUUUAAAGAAUCUGAAUUGAACUUUGAUGGGCUGCUUCAUAAACUUUUAAUACUGCAAACAAUAAAGGAUUACAAAUUAUAUGUAUGCCCAAUCGUGACACUUAUUUCUUUUCUGUUUUGCCUUUCUGCUGGUCUGUCCUACAUGCGAGCUUAUCUUUGUUUUGUUACUUAUGCUAGCAAGUUGGCUUUACAGUUAGUUUAUCAGGGUCAACAGCUCUUUGAAGGACUAUGCUGCAAGGAAAGCACCUGGUGUUGUCAUGCUACUUUUGAAGAAAUGGAAGGAGACCUUUCCAGAUGUCCUCCUCUUGAAGUGACAGUAUGAAUGUGUUAUGUUCUAUUCAUGGCUUUGAAGUCAUUAUGCUCACAAUAAUGCUAGCAAAAGUGACAAGCAGCUAGGAAACCUUUUAGUGCACUUCACUCUAUAAGAGUCAAAUCCAAUCUUAUAUGCUAUGGGAAGCUUUCCUCCUUGUGUAUGUGGACUUUUGAAUUUCCAAGGAGGUUGGACUUCAUAGCCAUAUUGAAAGCACGUUUUGCAUUGGUGCAAAAGACCAAGACUAUAUCUGUAAGACUGACUUUUUAGAACCUGAUCUCUUUGUUUACACAUACACCGAGAAGAAUAUGUUGGAACUGUCUUCUCCACUUUUGGGAGGAUGUGAGCUUAUGAUGUGGUGGAACAAGCUUACUUUGCCUGCCUCACAUAUUCGUAUUACAAUGUUAAAUAAUGUUUUGUUUUGAAAAAUAUUAACUCUUGAUACCGAUAACAUUAACAAGCUCAUAUUGCUGAUAAUAGGGUUUUCAUAAUUUGGGAAAUUGAUUCUGAAAAUAAUACAUUUUCUUCAUUAUAUCUUGGAACAAUACAACUUGAGUGGGUUUCUUAAAUAUGUAUGUUAGUUGCACUUUUUCCUGUAUGUGGGCAUAUUCUGAAAAUAGUGUAAGGGCACCUAAAGCCAUCAUUAUCAUGCUUGUCAUUUGACAAUGAUUACAGCACUAAAUUUUCAAGUAAUCAUUUUCAGAUUAGCUUCUCUCUUUUAUGUAUAAAGCUUAAUCUUCAUGGGAUUUCUAUAUACAGUUGCCCGUCCAAGUCCAAGGACUUGAAAAUCUGUGGAGGGGCAACCACCAUUAAUGGUAAUGGGGUGCAUGCCUGUGGUGCGCCCCCACAUGCAUGUGCCCCUUUCAAGUCUAUGCGGCUUGAAUAUGCGUGAGUUUUGGAACUCACGGGGGGAGGGGGGCGGAACAGAUCCCCCACAUUCCCAAGGGCCAACUGUGUACAUGGGGUGUGUCCAUAAGUCCAUUUUCUCAGCUUCCAGUUUUUGCUGUGUAGCAUAUAAUUGGAAGUUUUUGUGCCAGCCACAGCAGGUGAAAUGAAGCUGUGCAGCCAGUAUAGACAAAGCUCUGCAAGUCCUGUCAGCAAUAUAUUGAAAAAACAGGGAACCUUUACUUACAUUAGCAUCCAGUAAGUAAUCCAUACACAUAACUGUGAAGGUUAAUGUUUAUUAAUCAAUUUAGAUGGCAUCUCUUAUAUAAUUCAAACAUUCCCUUUCACUACAUUGUGUUGUGGUAAGAGCUUUAAAUUGACUAUUUGUCCAUUAUUAAAGUUUUAGAUGUGUCCCAAUCAUUUGGAUUACAGAAACUAUAAAGUCUUGUUCAAGAAUUUAAUAUUCAUAAAAUGUAUAGAUACAGGAGUCACCGCUUUUGGCCUUGAUAUGAAAGUAGCUACCUAAAAAUUCAGAUUUUCACUGAUGUCGCAAGUCUUUGAACACUUUUUGACCUUGUCACAAAUGCUGUACUAGAAAGAGUUCUGCAUGUUACUGGGAGUUGCAACUAGAUUAACAAUCUACAUGAUUGGUCCUGCCAAACUUGUGUUGUUUAGAUGCAGCACUUGGUGUUUACAGAUAAGCAGCUCCCAUACUAAUACAAAAUUUUUUAAAGUUCCUACAGUUGUUUCAUGGGAUUUUAAAAAUGCUUUGUGUGGGUUUUUAACCACCUUAGUGGAACUGUCUCAGUAGUAAGGAUACUUGUGUUGUUACAUAACAAAAUGCUAAACUAUGCUGAAUUGUACUUUUUGGAAUCAUAUCCUGACAACUGGAAAUAACAUUCCAGAAACCCAGAAAUUCACCCACUCAACAUUACUGAAAGGCUGAAAUCCAAUACAUUAUUACUUGAGUAAGUUCCAUUGAACCCAGAGAAGCUUGCUUUUGAUUAAUUCUGCAUAAAGUCAGAAUUUAUAAAUGAAAUAUUAUACUUAGGAAGGUGGUAUACAUUUUGUUCAUGUAACUUUAUUAUAAUUUUUUAUUGGUAUAUAUUUGAAUGAGACAUUUACCAAACCAUUUUUGUUAGCUUUUGAAAAUGGUAUUAGCUUGCAGGCACCCAGUUUUGAUAAUUUUUAAAUAGCUUAUAUUGGGUUGGAUCCAGAUUUAGGUGUGAAACAUACCAGCAUAAAAAGCUGGCUUCCAGGCAUCUUGGGAGUGUGGUGUACAGAUGACACACACCCCCAAGAUGCCCAGAAGCCAGCGUCAAGCCACCCAGCUGCCUGGACGUGGAACGGCUUCUGGGUGCUCUGUUGACACGCCGUUUAUACGCUGCUGGAGCAUCUUAAAGCUAGCUUCCUGCCGCAGCAGGGAGAAAGAGAUUGCUUUUUGCUGGUACUAAAAGAAGCAGCUCUUGCCCUCUUUCAGCCAGCAAAAAGGCAGAUUGGAGCCGAGGUGUGUGUUUUCACGGCCCCAAUCCGCCUUCAGAAGGGGUGGCCUGUUUCACCCCUUUCUCAUGCUUAGAAUUUUAGAGUAGUGAGACUUAAGUUAGUCAUGACUAGCAUUAGACAUUGUCUUUAGUGGGUUGACUUGGAAUAUGACUAAAUCUGGAUCUAACUCAUUGGCUGUAUUUGGACUUGAUAUUAAUGGCUCUGUUAGCCAUUAGGGCUGAAGGGCGGGGUAUAAAUGCCAUAAUAAAUAAAUAAAUAAAUAAUGUUUUAGAAUUACAUGAAUAGGCCUCAAACAUUGGUGCUAUCCUGUCUUCAGUGAAGCUGCCAGGAGAUCAGAAAGUUUACCUUCCAAUUUUAGUUAACUAUAGCAUAGUACUAUAUUUGAACACUGUGAUUAGUGUUACAGUGUGUCUGCGCCAUUUGCGGGUGCACAAUACGCGGCUUCCAGUUCAUGUGGAAGCUGAGUGACUAUUAAAAUAAUGGUGUAUGCGCUGAUUUUCCCUUAUACAGGGGGAUCUGGAAUGGAUCCCCUGCAUAAGUGAAAUGAUCAUACAUGGGAAGAGAGAAAUGCAGACACUUUAAACCUCAUGCAUGCAGUGCCUAAAUUACAACGUAAUGGUGCAUCCAUAUCUGACCAUCUUCAAAAUAAGAUAUAAAACCCCUUUUGAAUUUAUUUUCAAAGCAAAUGAUACUAGUAACGCUUAUUAAGCUGGUGCAUGAAUUUAAGAAUAUAGGGACAAAUUUCAGUUUGUAACUUCCCCAUUGUAAAUGUGUAGCUUUCAUUCUUUUUACUUAUUUAAAUGCAUCUGUUUAUGUGUAUAUCAGAUUUCUUUUUGGCAUCUUAAUUAGGCAAAUAAAUUUUAUUGAUGAUA